Elephantulus edwardii (Cape elephant shrew) is the source of this 930-nucleotide messenger RNA. RefSeq names its product transmembrane protein 177-like. NCBI's taxonomy places the organism in Eukaryota, Metazoa, Chordata, Mammalia, Macroscelidea, Macroscelididae. The transcript has a single exon. The coding region runs from base 1 to 930 and encodes 309 amino acids. The record is from RefSeq and is a predicted model, not a curated record.
AUGGCUGGUCCCUUGAGGUGGGCAGCGGCGUUCAUACAGAAACACAAGACGGGCCUCCUGCUGUCUUCCUGCGCAGGCCUCUUUGGGUCCCAGGUUUCAUACCACCUCUUUCCAGAUCCCGUGGUCCAAUGGCUGUUCCAGUACUGGCCUCAGGGCCAGCCUGCCCCCCUCUCCCUGGAGCUGCAUAGCCUCUUCCAAGAGGUGCUACAGGACAUGGGCAUCCCCUCCAACCAUCGCUACAAGGCCUUCACAACCUUCACCUUCCAGCCUCUGAGUGCUGGCUUCCCACGCCUCCCAUCUGGAGCUGUGGUGGACAUCCCAGCCAGCUUCCUUGAUAGAACAGUGUCCACCAUUGACCAGCCUCUGGUGAUCCAUGGGCAGGAAGUGAACUGGCAGAGCCCACCAGGUGCCCAGCUGAGAGAGGCCCUAACCCUGUCACAUGAUGCCCAGAAAUUUGCCUUGGCCAGGGAGGUAAUGUACUUGGAGAGCAAUGCAGCUGCCCUCCAGGCCCUGCCAACCCCAGCUUGCCUGGCAGGGACCUGGGUGCUCAGUGUGAGUGCUAAACAGGCACUGGGACUUUAUGGAGGACCAAUGACCUUACGGGCUGCUUUCAACUUGGUAGCAGCAGUGGUGGGCAUUGUGGCCGAUGCCUUAUCCACAGACUCAGUGACUCAUGCCCUGGAAGGCUGGCUGGACUACCACUCAGCCUCCCUGUCUACAGCCUAUGCACAAGGGGGAGUGGAGUUCUAUGAAAAGGUUCUUUCUGGUAACCUGGCUCUCCGUAGCCUCCUGGGCAAAUGGGAGAAGCUGUAUUCACCCAGUGGGAAUAUCAUUCCCAGACACUGGUUCCGCAUCAAACAUGUUCCUUACACUGCCCGCCGGGACUCUGUGCUGCUGGUGUGGAGAGAGCUCAAAUCAGGCCACUCCUAA